GAAGGCGGAGGCCAGCAGGGAUUCCUCAAGCCAAGUGGUCCCGUCCGUCCGCGGCGGGCAGAAAGGGCCACCCAGUGCAGCCUCUUCCGGGUCCUGCGACCUGAUGGCGUUACCAGGGAGACGCCUCUCCGGAGGCCUAGCCAGUUGAAAGUUUUGGUCUACGGUUUCCUGCGGAGGGGCGCGCCAACAGGGCAGGAUCAAGACUGCAACAGAAACGCCCCACUAUGGGCAUCGCCCCACUGAGGGGCAAAGGGAGCACCACAUUCGUCCUCAUCGGAAGGCGCUCUGCUUGUGCGUCACUUCCGGUGAGCUCCGCGGCGACAACGGCAACAUGGCCCUGAACGGCGCUGAAGUCGACGAUUUCUCCUGGGAGCCUCCUACCGAAGCGGAGACGAAGGUGCUGCAAGCACGACGGGAGCGGCAGGAUCGCAUCUCCCGGCUCAUGGGCGACUACCUGCUGCGUGGUUACCGCAUGCUAGGCGAGACGUGUGCGGACUGCGGGACGAUCCUCCUCCAAGACAAACAGCGGAAAAUCUAUUGUGUGGCUUGUCAGGAGCUCGACUCAGACGUGGAUAAAGAUAAUCCGGCUCUGAAUGCCCAGGCUGCCCUCUCCCAAGCCCGGGAACACCAGCUUGCCUCUGCCUCGGAGCUCCCCGUGGGCUCCCGGCCUGCUGCUCAGCCCCCAGUACCCCGUCCAGAGCACUGUGAGGGAGCUGCUGCAGGGCUCAAGGCAGCCCAGGGGCCGCCCCCUCCUGCUGUGCCUCCAAAUGCAGAUGUCCUGGCCUGCACACAGGAGGCCCUCCUGCAGAAGCUGACCUGGGCCUCAGCUGAGCUAGGCUCCAGCAACUCCCUGGAGACUAGCAUACAGCUGUGCAGUCUUAUCCGGGCUUGUGCUGAGGCAUUGUGCAGCGUGCGGCAGCUGCAGCACUAAGAGAUCCCUCCUGAGAAAAACCCUCUAGAAAAACAACUGUUCUUCUUGUG
Messenger RNA from Manis pentadactyla (Chinese pangolin), 981 nucleotides. RefSeq names its product zinc ribbon domain containing 2 (gene ZNRD2). The transcript is spliced from 4 exons. The record is from RefSeq and is a predicted model, not a curated record. NCBI's taxonomy places the organism in Eukaryota, Metazoa, Chordata, Mammalia, Pholidota, Manidae. Bases 332 to 931 code for a protein of 199 amino acids.